Gordionus sp. m RMFG-2023 is the source of this 2625-nucleotide messenger RNA. RefSeq names its product RNA polymerase II subunit A C-terminal domain phosphatase-like. Gene Ontology annotation, molecular function: RNA polymerase II CTD heptapeptide repeat phosphatase activity. The record is from RefSeq and is a predicted model, not a curated record. The transcript has 9 exons. NCBI's taxonomy places the organism in Eukaryota, Metazoa, Nematomorpha, Gordioida, Chordodea, Parachordodidae. The coding region runs from base 6 to 2375 and encodes 789 amino acids. Gene Ontology annotation, cellular component: nucleus.
GAACAAUGACAAAUUCUUUACAAAAAUUGGAAAUAAGAUUCUACGGAUUCAAGCCAAGUACCAUAGUCAAAUGCAGAGUCCGGGAGAAAGAUAUAGUACUAAAGGACAGUAUUUUUAUAACAUAUAGAACACACGAUGCAUCUAAUCUAAUUAAUUUAAAAUCACCUAUAACUGGAAUAGUUGACAAGCUAUAUUUUAAAGCUGAUGAUAAAAUAGAGCCUAACGAAAUAAUAGCAGUCAUUUUACCAGGAUGUCCUCACCCAACUUUGCUUAAAGAUACCUGUGCUAUAUGUGGAUCUGCAGUUGAUAUAGAUAUAAGUAAAUCUGAACAAAACUAUGUCCCACUUGUUCAUAAAAUUCCUGAAUUAACAGUUAAUAAAGAGCAAGCUAUAAUAUUAAGUAAAGCAGAUGAAACUAGACUCCUUAAAGAAAAGCGAUUGGUGCUUAUUGUUGACUUAGAUCAUACCCUAAUUCAUACAACCAAUGAUGAAAUAUCAUCCAAUCUCAAAGAUGUAUACCAUUAUCAAUUACCCAACAGCCCACCUGUUUGGUAUCAUACAAAAUGCCGACCUAGAACAAAAGAAUUUUUAAAGAAUAUGAGUACCUAUUAUGAGCUCCAUAUAUGUACAUUUGGUGCUAGAUCUUAUGCACACACCAUUGCUAACAUAAUAGACAAUGAUGGCAGAUUGUUUUCCCACAGGAUUUUAUCCAGAGAUGAGUUUUUAGACCCUUCAUCAAAGACAGCAAAUUUAAAGGCCCUCUUUCCGAAUGAUGACUCACUAGUCUGCAUUAUAGAUGACAGAGAGGAUGUUUGGAACUAUGCCAAAAAUUUAAUUCAUGUUAAGCCUUACAAAUUUUUUGAGUCUACAGAUGACAUUAAUUUACCCCAGGGAUAUAAACAGCUAGAAGCUAAAUGUUCGGCUAAAGUUUCAACAUCCAUGAAUGAUUCAGAUGAUGGAUUGAAAGACAUCGUUAUACCUCAUUAUACUGAUUCACAUGAACCUGAUAAUCCAGAUAUAAUAAUGCUUGAAGCACCCCAGAAAUCCCCACUAAUUGGCACUACAAAGUGUAAAAAUCAUGAAAAUGAUAAAGAAGUGCCUAUUAUUAAAGAGUCCAUUGUAGAACCAGCAAUCAGUAUCACUAAUCAAGAUAUCGCACAGGAUUCAGAUUUAUACAUAAACCUAACUAACGUAGUUAGCAAGCGAAAGGAAGAUAUCAAAAAAUUGCACUGCGGAUCGACUGAGACCGACGAUCUUAACGCCGGAGUGCCAGUCAUGGACAUGACUAUGGAAGAAUGGGAGGAUUCCGAUGAUUACUUGUAUUACCUAGAGGAUAUUCUUAUAAGGAUACAUAAGCGAUUUUUCUCUAAAUACAAUGGCAUUCAAAAAAUGUCGCCCUCGACUUACAUCGAUGUCGACGAAAAAUUACCCAGCCUAAAAUAUAUAAUCCCCGAUAUUAGGAAAGAGAUAUUGUCUGGCGUGAGUAUAGUAUUUAGCGGCGUUUUUCCUAAACAUAUACCGCUGGCGCACAGUAAAGAACGCAAAAUGGCGAUAAGCCUAGGUGCUACGGUGACAUCGGAAAUCGCCCCUAAUGUUACUACCCAUCUGAUAGCCGCUAUCAAAGGGACCAAUAAAGUUCACAAAGCCAAGAAGUUGGGAAAUAUAUCCAUCGUAAAUCAAGAAUGGUUGACUAGUUGUUACGAAAGAUGGGAGAGAAGCAGCGAAAAACUAUUCUCAUUGCGCGAAGAUGUUUUACUACCAGAUAAGACGCAGGAAGCGCGUUCAUCCACCGACUUUGAUCAUACCGGAGAUAAAACCGUGACUUUGUUUCCGUGGAAAUUGAUACCGAUCGAUUUAGAAAAACGGCCUCCAAGGACGGGUUCCUAUAAUACUCGAGCACUUAAAAGUAGGGGUAAUUUAGCAAUUUACCCUGUGACCGAUGCGAAAAUUAAAUCCCCUAACAAUUCUUUAGCUACCGAAUCCGUUUAUUUUUACGAUAAAAUAACGGGUAAAAAGGUCAAACGGUCAAGAGCCCCCGAAUUUUCGCAAGGUGGGUGGAGGAAUAAUCAUCGAAAUUCUUUUGGCACGAAUUUUGAUGGUCACUUUCCACCUCAACGCGAGAAGUCGUCUCAACAGCAAAAUACUGCUGCCUUUGACGAAAGCAUUCUCUUUGGAUCCCUGUCGGCGGAGCUCAUACAAAAUAUGGAAGAUGAAAUUAAGGAUGCAUUAAGUGAAGAUGACGACGAAGAGGUUGUCUCGUACGACCAAGGAGACAAUAUUCAGCUUAAUACUCUAGUUAAUAAAAGGGAAGUCGACACGCCAGGGGAAGAUACAUUUUUGCGGAAGGAAGAAUUGAAGAGAUUAAAAAGAAUAUAACAUGUCCUUUUAAGAAUAUUGAUUAAUUUUUACUUGAAUUUAAUUCCUACUUGAGCGAGAGACUAGAAAAAUGUGCAUUUAGGCUGAAGCUACCUAUUUACCCAUAUGGAACGACUUCAUUUUUAAAAUUCUGUAAAAUAUAUAUUUUAAAAUGACCAAAAAAAUAUAUUAUUUAUAUAUAAUUUAUUUCUAAAUAUAUAUGACGACAUUAUAUAAAGUUUUAAAAAGAACCAUAUUAUUUAUAUAUAAU